UAGAGAAGAUUGGUGUAAUUUACCCUAAAAUUAAAAAGAAAAUAAAUUCAUUAGAUUAGGGGAUAUUGUUGGUUUAAUGAUGUGUUGUUUAUCAAAAGUUGUUGGUUUAAUGAUGUUUUGUUUCUUAUGAUAUGCUAAUUUUGUUGUAUUCAAUUUUUUUUCUUAUUGCUUUUGUUGUGAAAUAAUUUUGUCAUUUAUGCAAUUGGAUCAAGUUGUUGGAUUGAUUUUUAUUUAUUUAUUUUUAUUUAUUGUUCAUCUUAAAUCGGAAUCAUAAGUUUUGAGACAUGUCAACCCAAGUGUUAUUAUUAGUUAAAAAAUUCUAGAUAUAAAAAUUAGUGAUUUAUUUGUAAAGUUGAGAAAGACACAAUUAUAAUUUAAUUUAGUUUUUAAGGUUGCAGAUUGAUUAAUAAAAAGAAUUCAUUCACUGACAAAAAAAACUUUUCAUUCAUUUAUUAAUAUGUAAAAUUAUACAAUUAUUAUUGUGAAUAACUGUUAUUAAAAAUAAAUAAAUAAAUAAAAAAUAAAAAAAAAAAAGGCAAAUGAAAUUUAUGACAAGUUGAGUGAUCACUUUGACAAAUAUGAUGAUACAAAAUAUGAUAGUAAUCAACAAAUUCAAAUCUGAUGAACAAUUAUCUAAUUUAAGUCCAAUUAAGCACUAAAUUCAAAACCAGUGUAAAAACUCCUGAUUGAUGUCUAUUUAUAUUCUCAGUCUUGGCGUUCAAAGAGUUUUUGUUUCAGUCGUUUCAAAUCAAAACCCCCAAAACCCUCCGUUGCAAGUUCGCUCGCUCUCUCUCUCUCUCUCUCUACUCUCUCUUCUCUUUCUCUCUCUAGAAUCUGGACUCUGGUUACAGUUCAACAAUGUCGCUGAGACCGGAGAAGAAAGCCGAGGAUCGGCGCAACAAGUACAAGGUCGCCGUCGACGCCGAGGAAGGUCGUCGUCGGAGAGAAGACGACAUGGUGGAGAUUCGAAAGAACCGAAGAGAAGAGAGCUUGCAGAAGAAGCGACGGCAGGGGCUUCAAGCCAAUUUACAGCCGUUCAUUGCCGCGGUGGAAAAUGUCUCUGCCAUGGAGAAGAUGUUGGAACAACUACCUGCAAUGGUUUCGGGUGUUUUUUCCAAUGAUUUCGAUCUGCAGCUCCAGAUGACUACUCAAUUCAGGAAAUUGCUAUCAAUAGAAUGCUGUCCCCCAAUUGAAGAAGUUAUUAAAUCUGGUGUUGUGCCACAUUUUGUUAAGUUUCUUACAAGGAAUGACUUCCCUCAGCUUCAGUUUGAGGCGGCUUGGUCCCUCACAAACAUUGCUUCUGGCACAUCCGAGAAUACGAAGGUGGUAAUUGAUCACGGGGCCAUCCCACUAUUUGUAAAACUUCUAGGCUCUCCUAGGGAUGAAAUUCGUGAGCAGGUUGUAUGGGCCUUGGGAAAUGUUGCUGGUGAUUCCCCAAUGUGUCGUGACCUUGUCCUUGGCCAUGAUGCAUUGCUUCCGUUGCUGGCACAAAUUAAUGAGCAUGCCGAGCUUUCUAUGCUGAGAAAUGCUACCUGGACGAUUUCAAAUCUAUGUAGGGGCAAACCACAGCCUGCCUUUUAUCAGACAAAACCUGCACUUCUAGCUCUUCAGCGUCUUAUUGACUCAGACGAUGAAGAAGUGUUGUGUGAUGCAUGCUGGGCUCUCUCAUAUCUUUCGGAUGGUACAAAUGAUAUAAUUCAAGCUGUUAUUGAUGCGGGGAUGUGCCCCCAGCUAGUUGAGCUUUUGCGUCAUCCUUCUCCCUCGGUGAUCAUUCCUGCUCUUCGUACAGUUGGAAACAUUGUCACUGGAAAUGAUACGCAAACUCAGUUUAUCAUCAACCAUCAAGCGCUACCCCGUCUUCUGAAUCUGUUGACAAGUAAUUACAAGAAGAACAUUAAGAAGGAAGCUUGUUGGACCAUCUCAAACAUCACUGCUGGCAACAAGAAGCAGAUUCAGGCUGUGAUUGAGGCUAAUAUUAUUGGUCCUCUGAUCCAUCUGCUUCAAAAUGCGGAGUUUGAUAUCAAGAAGGAAGCUGCAUGGGCAAUCUUGAAUGCUACCACUGGAGCCACUCAUGAACAAAUAAAGUACCUAGCGAGUCAAGGGUGUGUCAAGCCAUUGUGCGAUCUUCUUGCUUGUUCUGACCCGAGGAUUGUGAGUGUCUGUUUGGAUGCGCUUGAAAACAUCUUGAAGGUUGGAGAAGAUGAGAAGAAUCAGGAUCUUACUGGAGGUGUUAAUCUCUAUGUUGAAAUGAUUGAAGACAAUGAGGAGUUGGAAAAAAUUGAGGAUCUUCAAAAUCAUGACAACAAUGAGAUUUAUGAGAAGGCAGUAAUGAUUCUUACGACAUAUUGGGAGGAGGAGGAAGGUGAUUUUGAGACAGUGCUGCCAGAUCCUUCCAGCGGCUUCAAGUUCGACUGAAGGUCAUUGAAGAGGUUGCUGAACUGGCUCGGGUUUCUUUGAGUUGCUGAGGUAAACUAUCUGGAUUUAGUCUUUUCUAGGGUUCCACAGUGUAAAUGGUUGAGUCUUUUUAAUUGCUAUUGUCCUCGUAGUCAUUAGUAGAAUUCCCUUUAUUCUAACUGUGGCUGGGUUAAUUUCCGGAAAAACUUUAUCCUGCCCAGCUUUUAGUUACGAGGAUCUUGAGAAUUUUGCAUUUGCUCCGAGAGAAUAUCAUUUUCUUUUUCUUGUAAAUGUCUCGCGAGCAUCUGUUUUUUCUUUUCUUUUUGGUUAUAGGGAAUAUUGUUUAUAACUGUAAACAACAGAUAGCUAUCAAAAUCCUUAUUGAAGUAAAAGGAAUGACUAGUCUUAUAGAUACAUUUUGUGUGCCCUUGCUGAUA
Messenger RNA from Cornus florida, 2831 nucleotides. Its product is annotated as importin subunit alpha-1a-like. The transcript has 11 exons. Gene Ontology annotation, biological process: NLS-bearing protein import into nucleus. The record is from RefSeq and is a predicted model, not a curated record. Gene Ontology annotation, cellular component: cytoplasm; nucleus. Lineage: Eukaryota; Viridiplantae; Streptophyta; Magnoliopsida; Cornales; Cornaceae. The coding region runs from base 859 to 2415 and encodes 518 amino acids. Gene Ontology annotation, molecular function: protein binding; nuclear import signal receptor activity.